This is a messenger RNA of Brassica napus (rape), 1308 nucleotides long. RefSeq lists its product as uncharacterized. NCBI's taxonomy places the organism in Eukaryota, Viridiplantae, Streptophyta, Magnoliopsida, Brassicales, Brassicaceae. The transcript has 3 exons. The record is from RefSeq and is a predicted model, not a curated record. The coding region runs from base 1 to 1308 and encodes 435 amino acids.
AUGGAUCGAGCAUCUAUUGGUGACUUCGAUUUCUCCCAGCUUCCCCGGCGUUGGGCUGAGAAUAUCUUUCCUUCGGGAAGUUCUUCAAUGUCGGAUGAGAUCCACGAUCUGAUGAGGGCCCUUCGGAGAGGUCGUUCGAACUGGUCUACAUUUGAUCGAACUCGGAUUAAAAAGGUCCUCGCCUUGCCGGCGGGGACCAAUAAAGCUCCUUCGGCCGAGGGGUCUGAAGGCGAGACCGAUCAUUCCCAAGAGGUCGUAGCGACUCCUUCUGUUCAAACUCAGUCUUCAAAUCGGCUAACUAGGCAGCUUGUGAGAAGAUCGUCGUUUCAAACUUCUGGGUUUGCAUCGAGGGACAGAGCUUCCGGAAAAUCUCCCUUGAUCUCGGCACAUGAUUCCGACGACGAAGAUGUUUCAGGAGAGACUCGACCUCCUGUCUCGUUGAGUCCUGGCUCAGAAGACGAGACCGUGGCGGCGACUCGUAAGCGACGUCGAUCAUCGGAAGGUGACUUGCCCGGUCCGUCUCGUCCUAGGUUUGCUUCUGAGGGAGAUGGCUCUUCGUUUGCGGCCCAAAGCGACUUAAUUUCCCUAGCUGGUCGCAUGAGGUCAGCGGGUUGUCGUCUCCCAUCUCUCGCUUCCUCAGUCGAGAGGGAAGCCUAUGCCAAGGUUGCUGUGGCGAGCUCUAAGGUGAUGGAAGCUUUUAAUGAGUACGUCGUGAUGAUGGAGGAUCAUGUCGUGGCUUCUCGGAACGACAAGGAAAUCGAGAGUAUUGGUUCUGAGAUCAAGAGGCUUUCGAAGGAGCUCGAAGCGACCAAGCGAGAAGGGAAGAAGGAUGCCGAGAAGAUCGAAGCUUUGACUGAAGACUGGAGGAGAGUUCAUCUGGAGAACGAGGCUUUGACAUCCCAGAUAGUUGCUCAAAGAGCAAGAAUUGCGGCGCUCGAGGUCGAGAGAGAUCGGGACAUUCGCCACACUUCUCGUAUUGCUCGUCGCGAUAUUGCGGCAAAGUAUCAGGAAGUUCUCAAAUCUUUGAAGGGUAGGUGGGCGAGCAAGAAGAAGGAAGUGUCUGCUGAGAUCCAGCUACAAGAAGUAACCGCCAACAUCGAUCUCCUGAACGAGCUUUGGGAUGGGGGCCUGACUGUGGAUGCGGAGCUUGCACGAUUAAAGGGAAUGGAAGGAGAUUGUGAGGAUCUUGUCGCCCUAGCCGCCGUGCCGGAUUGGUCGAUCUCUAAGCUCGAUCUUCCUCAAGUCUCAGAUGAUUCGGUGGAUCAAAUCGGGGGGUCGUCUGUCUCCGAUGAUUCUGUUUCUAGUUAG